This is a messenger RNA of Notodromas monacha, 1064 nucleotides long. The record is from the annotation of a GenBank genome assembly. NCBI's taxonomy places the organism in Eukaryota, Metazoa, Arthropoda, Ostracoda, Podocopida, Cyprididae.
GUACUUGUCGAACAAUGUGGCAUACCUGCAAGGAAAGCGUGCAGUGUUUACGUUAACAUUGCCGAAAGUCGUGAUCUGUGGGAUUAAGUUGAAACGAAUCGUCAUGUUUUGCUGCAAUCCGCUGAAUUCGAUCGCAUGUAAAGCAAAUGGGAUCAAAAUUCAGGCUCAGGAUUUUUGUUUCACUUCGCCUCCCCUUAUUUCAGGGUUCUCAUUUGUUCAGCGAUUCCCAGUUUUGUAUCGUUUGGUGCUGUGUCUUCCAUUCCGAAACUUUUUCAAUGUUCAUCAGGCCGCGUUUAAUUUCAUCCCUAAGUUUUCCGUCCAUUAAUCAUGCGUUACGCUCCAAGAAUGUCGGCCGAAUCAGUAGCGCUGAGCAUUGCCGGUCGAUGUUUCAUAAACCCACGUUUGAUUUGAGUCGCUCAUUUUCGAUUGGUCUAUCAGCAAAAAGCAAAGGAUGGGAAAGGAAGGAUCUUGAGAAACGUUCAGCGGAUGAGUCUGACUCCGACUCAGAUUCCGAUGAUGAGAAACUGAAAGGAGAAAGUGCUUUUUGGAGACAGAAAAUGCGCACUCACCAUCACGCCAUCGACAUUAACAAAGACGGAACAGUUUCAUGGGAUGACUUUGAAGAGCUAGUGAAACGCUUUGAAACCUUGGGAAAUAUGAAUAAAGAUCAAGCGGAGUCGUUCCGCAAAGUUUUGCAGAACUAUUGGGAAGAGUUUUGGACGUCGGAUCCGAAUGCGUUUGUCAUGGCUGACGAAUUCUUGAGGAGCAUGCAUCACGUUGUCAACACUUCAGAUUUGAGGAAGAAAGUUGGCGCACCAUUACCAUAUUUUUUCAAGGCCGUGGAUCAUGAUGGUUCCGGAGAGAUUUCUGUGGAAGAAUACAAAUUGUUUUUCAAGUGCCUGGGACUUCCUGAAGAAUCAGCUGUCAAAUCGUUUAGAGCUAUUGACAAGAAUAAGGACGGUCUUCUUUCGGAGAAAGAAUUUGUCAAGAUCGGAAGAGACUUUUUCUUGUCUGAAGACGAAUCUCGAGCAAGUAAAUUAUUUUGGGGACCGCUCGUCAACUGA